AACUGUCCCAACUAACUUUACCUAAGCGCAUGCGCAGCGCACUGUUUCCGAACUUCAAGAUGUCUGCCGACGAAGAUACAGAACUUAGAGAUUUGGUUGCCCAAACGUUAGAAACUAACGGUACUUUGGGCAAAAUAAGGGCACAACUUCGGGCAAGCGUAUUCUUGGCAUUGGAAGAGCAAGAAUCAGUGCAGAAUAAAACUCCAUUCCUAAACAAAGACUUAAAACAGUUCCUGUCUACCAAAGAGGGUCGUCAGAUAGCGAGUCUGGUUCGUGAAUUCCUUGAGUUCUUUGACUUGGAAUUCACAUUGGCCGUCUUCGACCCUGAAACAGGCCUGGGUCAAGAUUAUGACAAGCGUGCCACACUAGCGCGGGAGUUGAAGCUCCCUGAUACAGGCUCCUCCCCCAAGGCCCCCUUGCUGUCCGAGGUGGUUCGUCCCACUCCGCAGGGAAGCAAGCCACCGCUCACCCACUCCAGGUCUAUAACUGAAGAGGCUGAGGACACCGUGAGAAUCCCCAAGGAACUCACAGCCACACAGAUAGAGGCUGCACAAAAAAAGUUUGAGUAUUAUGACAAGGAUGGCAGUGGUUCAAUUGACAAGGAUGAAUUACGAGAUCUCUUCAUUGACAUCUUCCCACAUUUCCAUAAAAAUAUGCUUGACAGAUACGUAAAUGACGAGUUCAAAGCAGUGGACAGUGACUUUAGCAGCAGAAUCUACUCACUCACCCCUAGAGGUAUUGACUUUGAGGAAUUUCUGGGGAUGUACAAGCGCCUGUUCCUGCUCUGUCGGACGGUGGUGUCAGAUGAUGUGGGAGACAUUGUGCCCACAUCUCCCAAGAAGAUGAGAGACGUCCCUUCAUCUCCACCCUCGUCCAAGUCUUCCAGUUAUGCAGAAAACAACUUCUUCAACUCAUUAGAAGCCAAAAACCACAAGAACCUGGAACACAACAAGCAGCCAUCUAGCGAGGCCAGCAACGGCCCCAAACACAACUCACUCAUCGACCUGGGCAGCGACCAGGAGGGCGACUCCUUCUUUGAUGAACCUGUACCUGCAGCUGGAAGCUACACCCUGUCCAACAGGCACAGAAAUAAAAAAAAUGUUAGUCCCUCGUCUCAUAACCGACGCAGCAGUUCGCCUGGGCGGACGUCCCAGAUUCCUGUGUAUAUCGCGGGGGCCAGGAGUGAGGAGAAGGACAAGAAGCCCACCUCCAACGGAGGAACUGCACAGAAGCACGGCACCGGCAACAUGAGCUCCUUGCAGGGUCUGCCAUCACUCACCUCGGACAAGGCACCACCAGCUCAGUCUCAUGGAAAUAGUUCUUUGAAUGCCAGUUCAGAUCCGAAUCUGCGAUCGCUUGACAAGAGGAUGGUUGACUUGGGAUUUGGGGACAGUCAAGAGGACUUUGAAUAUGAAGAUGACUUCCAAGACUCGAUUCACAGCGCCAGUGCCAAGAGUCCACGGGUCAAAUCGGAGGCCAAGUCGGUAAAUGAGAAUGGUGGUGGCAGCAUCGCAGAGGAGAUUGAGGAAGAAGAUUUGGAUGACUUCUCCAUAGAGGGAGAGGAUUUCCUUAAGAGUGACAAGAGUGAGUUUGAUGACAUGACAACAGACAGGAGUAUAUCCCAGGCUGACGGAGGCUUCGACUAUGCAGAAGAAGUGCAUUUACCAUAGCAUCGUCGCUCAGAAGCUGCACUAUGUCAGAGUGAAUUAUGGAAAAGAGGAUUGUGUUAUGGGUGGAUGAUCAGAACAUGCUUCAAUGUCAGCAAUGAGCCAAAUAGUGAAACUUUCAGACGAGUCAGAGAUGAUAUACUGUUCUCUCAGUGAGUCUCAUUUCUGAUGUCCCGCCGUGAUGUGGUUGGAAUAUUGCUAAAAGCUGUGUAAAAGUGGUCUCACUCAAUCCCUCUCAGUGAGUCUCAUUUCUGAUGUCCCGCCGUGAUAUGGUUGGAAUAUUGCUAUAAGCUGUGUAAAAGUGGUCUCACUCAAUCCCUCUCAGUGAGUCUCAUUUCUGAUGUCCUGCCGUGAUGUGGUUGGAAUAUUGCUUAAAGCUGUGUAAAAGCCGUCUCGCUCAAUCCCUCUCAGUGAGUUGAUCAUAGCAACUGUGAACACAUUCUCUCAGAGUAUCCAUUUGGUAAAUUUGUUAACAGUGUUGUUUUGUGAAAAGUAACUCAUGUCCUCUUGCCAAAUAAUAAAUCAACACAGCUAAUACUUUACUUAAUCCGGUAGGGUUUUAGGAUAUUUGACUGCAUGAUAUAAUAGUUGAUUUCUGUUACGUGUAGUUAUCCAGUGACGAUGGUGUCAAUCUCCAGACAGAGAGCAAGGGGCCAGUAUGUGAGAAUCUCUCUGAAUGUAGCAAAGAUAAUUUAAAUCUCUCCUCAGGGUUAUGGUAAACAGUGGGUAACCUGUGUUUAAUCUAGCCAGGGGUGUCACGAUGGUCCACAAUACAUUAAGCAUUUCUUUUUUUCUCUUAUCAAUACAAGACCUGUUCAGGGAUAAUUCUGGGGUGGGGCCUUUCGCUUUUAGCCCCUUAAUGGGAAAUAAGGCCCACAUUUUCAAAUAUAAUGAGUCAGUUUAACAUCCUGCUGUGUGGGCAAGUGUGGGUCUACCUCUGGAAUAUUUGAAAUUUUCACAUGAAGGGCUCAUGUCAGAAAAUUCCUAGAGUGAACCCUGCCUGUUAGAAGCAAGAAAGGUAUUAUUGUGGCAUGGGCUGCCCAGUCGUCCUAGAUGCUGCCGGGGGCACGGGUGGCCCAGUCAUCUAAGGCGCUGCGAUUCGCUGUGCAGAGUUGCGUUCCUUGGGCACGCCAGAAACCUAUGGUUGUGGGUUCGAAUCCCGGUUCGCCCCGAUUAUGUUUCUAGGUUUGUCAG
Messenger RNA from Haliotis rufescens (red abalone), 2861 nucleotides. RefSeq names its product centrosomal protein 43-like. NCBI's taxonomy places the organism in Eukaryota, Metazoa, Mollusca, Gastropoda, Lepetellida, Haliotidae. The transcript is spliced from 19 exons. Gene Ontology annotation, molecular function: calcium ion binding; protein binding. The record is from RefSeq and is a predicted model, not a curated record. Gene Ontology annotation, cellular component: centrosome. Gene Ontology annotation, biological process: microtubule anchoring. Bases 30 to 1670 code for a protein of 546 amino acids.